Molecule: messenger RNA, 1467 nt
Organism: Lottia gigantea (owl limpet)
Lineage: Eukaryota; Metazoa; Mollusca; Gastropoda; Lottiidae
Exons: 5
Coding region: 79-597 (172 amino acids)
Biological process (GO): iron ion transport; intracellular iron ion homeostasis
Cellular component (GO): cytoplasm
Molecular function (GO): ferrous iron binding; ferric iron binding
Source: RefSeq, a predicted model, not a curated record
AUUGUGGUCAGAUAGUGCUCAUUUGUUGUGAACAGAGUUAGGGACAUUUUUCGUCAUCUUAUAACAAGAACUAUAGCCAUGUCUCUUGCUCGCCAUAAUUUUCAUGAAGAUUGUGAAGCUGGAAUUAAUCGACAGAUAAAUCUAGAAUUAUAUGCAAGUUAUGUCUAUCAAUCUAUGGCAUUUCAUUUUGAUCGAGAUGACGUCAACUUACCAGGCUUCUUUAAGUUUUUCAAGAAACAAGGUGAUGAAGAGAGAGAACAUGCUGAAUUAUUGAUGAAAUAUCAAAAUACAAGAGGUGGUAGAAUUGUUCUCAACAAUGUCCAGAAACCUGAACAGAACGAAUGGGGUACUGGAUUAGAAGCUAUGCAGGUAUCAUUACAAUUAGAGAAGAAAGUAAAUCAAUCCCUAUUAGAUCUUCAUAAAAUUGCUGAUACUCACGAUGAUGCCCAGAUGACUGAUUUCAUAGAAGGAAAGUUUCUUGAUGAACAAGUUGAAUCUAUUAAAGAGAUAUCUAACUAUAUAGCUAGUUUAAAACGUGUUGGACCAGGACUUGGUGAAUACCAAUUUGAUAAAGAAACAUUAGGAGGAGAAAAUUAAGGUUACAUAAGUUCCAUACCCUUACUCAGGAAGAAUGUAAUGAUAUCAAUACUGCCAGUCGCUGCAAUAUUCUAUAUAUUAUACAUAUUUAUCUGUGAAUUGAUAAUUGAUGUACAUAAGGACAUUUGUCAAAAUUUAUGUUGUAAAAAUAAUUUAAUCAAAGUUUUGUUUGGUGACAUUUCAAAAAACAGAUUUGAAUUUUGGAGGAAUUUCAUUUUAAAUAGAUGUGUGAUAGGAAGUCUGUUUAUUUUUUUUAGUAUAAGAGAUGUAUGGGCAAGACACAGUUUGUCUCUAAAUCUUUAAAAUGACAAAAAUUAUGUUAUAUGAACUGUGUGAAUUAUUCUGAAUAUUUGGGUUUUUUUUGUAAGUAAUAAAAUGUGUUUUUGCUUUCUGACAUUUUUUAGCUUAACAUAUAGCUAAACGACGAUGUAUCACUGAUCCUUUCCGAAAAUGUUUUAGAUGGACUAGAUACAACCAAUAUCUAUGAAAUCUUAUACUGGUUUAUCUGUCUUCACAAUAUACUUCUCAUCAAACUUUAAGCUUCCACAUUCUGUCAGAAGGAACUCCUCUGAGGUUAUCCUAAAACUAUUUGACACUACUUUUUAAAGAACUGUUUCUGAGUUGGGCAUCUUAUGAAUGUGACAAAUUGCUAUCAUAUCAAAAACUUAAAUUGUGUGUGUGCAGUAAUGUCUGAAUGGGAUAUUGUUGAAGAAGUUUAGUCAAUAUAUCAACAUACCAUUUUGUUAAAAAUUUACUUCAUACCACCAGAACAAUCCUUAAAACCCCUUUCACCCCAAAAACCAAUGGGCAAUUGAAAUUAUGUAAAUUUUAUAAUUGUUCAUUCAAGCAAAUAAUACUUCAACAUUUCCU